UCCUCCUCUGCUCUCUCUCAAUUCCUUCUAUAUUUUUAUAACCUGAAAAAUAGAAAAUAAAAUUCACCAAAUUUAUCAGUCUCUUCCUUUUCAAAAUCACUAAAUUCUCUCUCUAAAACAUCGCCGUUCUUCUUCACAUUGCAGGCGAUUUGAUCGUCGCGCAUUCGAGUUGGAAGCUUCUCUUUUUCUACAUCAAGUUUUUGUUCUCAGAUUUGGAAUCUAGUUGAAUUGAAUUGAAUCAGAGAAUCGGCAGAAACGAUUGUGAGAUUGGAGCAUCAUUCUGGAAAUGGAGCCAUCACAGAGAAGAGGCCAUGUUUCGCGGUCACCAUCACAGACACCACGGUCAAGUGAAAAGGCGGUUAGAGAUCUGCGAUUGGCGGAAGGGAAUAUGAGUGGAAAGCAUGACAAAGAUAAAGGCGUCAAUGUGCAGGUUAUUGUGCGUUGCAGGCCAUUGAGUGAGGAUGAGAUGAGAUUGAAUACACCAUCAGUGAUUUCCUGCAAUGAGGGAAGAAGGGAAAUUUCUGCUAUGCAGAACAUAGCUAAUAAACAGAUUGACAAAACAUUUGUCUUUGAUAAGGUCUAUGGUCCUACGUCCAAACAAAAGGACUUGUAUGAUUCUGCAAUCUGUCCUAUUGUAUUUGAAGUUCUAGAGGGCUAUAACUGCACCGUUUUCGCUUAUGGGCAGACAGGAACAGGGAAAACUUAUACAAUGGAGGGAGGGGGAAGAAAGAAGAAUGGGGAAUUUCCAAGUGAUGCAGGUGUUAUCCCACGAGCUAUUAAGCAAAUCUUUGACAUAUUGGAAGCUCAAAGUGCUGAAUAUAGCGUGAAAGUAACAUUUUUGGAGCUGUAUAACGAGGAAAUAUCCGAUCUUUUAGCUCCUGAGGAAUGUACAAAGUUUACAGAUGACAAAUCCAAGAAACCAUUAGCUCUGAUGGAAGAUGGGAAGGGUGGAGUUUUUGUUAGAGGCCUGGAAGAGGAGUUAGUAAGCUCUGCAAAUGAAAUUUACAAUAUCUUGGGGAAAGGUUCCGCUAAAAGGCGUACAGCUGAAACUCUUCUUAACAAACAGAGCAGUCGUUCUCAUUCUAUAUUCUCUAUCACAAUUCACAUCAAGGAAUAUACUCCAGAGGGGGAAGAGAUGAUCAAAUGUGGUAAACUGAAUCUUGUAGACCUUGCGGGUUCUGAAAACAUUUCACGUUCUGGUGCAAGAGAGGGCAGAGCAAGGGAAGCUGGGGAAAUCAACAAGAGUUUGCUUACACUCGGUCGUGUUAUAAAUGCUUUAGUUGAGCACUCUGGUCAUAUCCCAUAUAGGGAGAGCAAAAUAACAAGGUUGUUGAGGGAUUCAUUGGGAGGGAAAACAAAAACAUGCAUAAUUGCGACAAUAUCACCCUCCAUUCACUCUAUGGAAGAGACACUCAGCACUUUAGAUUAUGCUCAUCGUGCCAAAAACAUAAAAAAUAAGCCAGAGAUUAACCAGAAGAUGAUGAAAUCUGCAUUGAUGAAGGACUUGUAUUCUGAAAUUGAAAGGCUGAAGCAAGAGGUGUACGCUGCAAGAGAGAAGAAUGGUAUCUACAUACCAAGAGAUAGAUAUCUCCAAGAGGAAGCAGAGAAAAAGGCAAUGUCUGAAAAGAUAGAACGGAUGGAACUUGACUCAGAAUCAAAAGACAAGCAACAUAUGGAGCUUCAGGAACUGUACAAUUCUCAGCAGUUGUUGACCACUGAAUUGAGUGGCAAACUUGACAAGACAGAGAAAAGGCUUCAGGAAACUCAGCAUACUUUGGCUGAUCUUGAAGAGAAACAUAGGCUGGCAAUUACAACAAUUAGAGAAAAGGAAUUUCUGAUAACGAACCUUCUAAAGUCUGAAAAAUCACUGGUUGAGCAGGCCUUUGAACUUCGAGCUGAGCUGGAACAUGCUGCAUCAGAUGUCUCUAACUUGUUUGCAAAGAUUGAGCGCAAGGACAAAAUAGAACACGGAAACAAAGUUCUCAUCCAAAAGUUCCAAUCGCAAUUAACUCAACAACUUGAAGUUAUGCAUAAGAGUGUUGCUUCCUCAGCCACACAACAAGAGCAACAACUCAAACACAUGGAGGAAGACAUGCAGUCCUUUGUGUCUACCAAGAUUGAGGCUAUGGAGGAGCUUCGAGGCCUUCUAGACAAUUUGAAAAUCAUGUUUGGUUGUGGCAUCAAAGCUUUAGAUGGUUUGGCCGGGGAGCUCGAUGGCAAUGCUCACUCAACUUUCGACCAUUUAAACACUGAAGUUUCUAAUCAUUCAUCUUCUCUCCGAGAGCUUUUUGAGGAAAUCGCCUUUGAGGCCAAUACCUUGGUUAAUGAUCUUCAAAAGAGUCUUCUCAGCCAGGAAGAGAAACUAAUUGCAUUUGCAGCACAACAACGUGAGGCUCACUGCAGGACAAUCACAACAUCAAGGUCAUUUUCUCAAAUUACUGGCAACUUCUUUAAGACUUUGGAUAUGCAUGUCUCCCAACUGGGCGAUAUAGUUGAAGAUGCACAGACCGUCAGUGACCAGAAGUUUUCUGAACUUGAAAAGAAGUUUGAGGAAUGUGCUGCCAAUGAGGAGAGGCAAAUCUUGCAGAAAGUGGCAGAACUUCUUGAAGGAUCAAAUGCUAGGAAGAAAAAAUUGGUUCAAACUGCAAUCAAUGACCUCCGAGAAAGUGCUUACAACCGAACCAGCAGACUAAAACAAGAGAUGUCAACCAUGCAAGAUUCAACUACUUCAGUCAAAGACGAAUGGACCAAUUAUAUGGAAAAGGCUGAAUGCCAUUAUCUUGAGGAUACUUCUUCUGUGGAAAAGGGGAAGAAACAGAUGGAGGAGGUGCUACAGAAUUGUCUGCAAAAUGCAAAACUGGGCGCUGAACAAUGGACGAAUGCUCAACGCUCUUUGAUCAGUCUAGAGGAAAGAAAUGUUGCGUUUAUGGAUAAAAUUGUUAGUGAAGGAAUGAAUGCCAAUGAAGCACUGCGUGCACAGUUUUCGUCUGGCGUGUCAUCUACUCUUGAAGACACUAAUGUUGCCAGCAAAAACCUUCUCUGUUCCAUUGAUCAUUCUUUACAACUUGACCGUGAUGCUUGUGGGAACCUUGAUUCCAUGAUUGUUCCUUCUUGUGGAGAGCUGAGAGAAUUGAAGAGUGGACACUACCACAAGGUUGUUGAGAUUACAGAUCAUGCUGAACAAUGUCUUUCACAAGAGUACAUGGUCGACGAACCAUCUUGCUCUACACCGAAAAAGAGAGCUUUCAGUAUACCAAGUGCUGGUUCCAUUGAAGAGCUCAAAACUCCUCCUUUCGAGGAGUUGUUGAAAUCACUUUGCGAUGGAAAAUCACUGAAGCAAGCAAAUGGAGAUGUAAAACAUAUUGCAGAGGACGCUCAUUCAUUGAGAGAUUCAAGACUUCCUCUCACUACUAUUAAUUAGGACUAUAGAAAUUAGACAUUAUAGGAUUAUGGAAGAAAAGCUGUACAUAAGAAUUCACCUACAUGGACGAGUGAGGGAUAGCUUAGCGGGUAAGGGCCCUCCACCUCCAAUUAUAGUAGGGAGUUCAAGUCAUCAAGGGAGCAAAGUGGAAGGAAGCCAUUGUUAGGCUUCUUGAGCAGGGGGAGUUUAAAUGUGGGUUACCAUAUCCAAGAAACAAAAAAGGAAAGAAAAUCUCCUACAUGUAAUUGAUAUUAGUGUAUCCUAUUCUUUAAAUUAUUUGUAGUGAUUGGCAAGUGUUUCAUUUGUCCUCUUGUAGGAAACAGAAUUGGGAGAUUCCUGUGACACUGACAGGUAUAGUAAAUGAGUGGCUUUGAGGUA
Messenger RNA from Solanum dulcamara, 3799 nucleotides. Its product is annotated as kinesin-like protein KIN-5D. Gene Ontology annotation, biological process: microtubule-based movement. The transcript is spliced from 23 exons. The record is from RefSeq and is a predicted model, not a curated record. Lineage: Eukaryota; Viridiplantae; Streptophyta; Magnoliopsida; Solanales; Solanaceae. Gene Ontology annotation, molecular function: ATP binding; microtubule binding; plus-end-directed microtubule motor activity. Bases 287 to 3421 code for a protein of 1044 amino acids.